Messenger RNA from Kuraishia capsulata CBS 1993, 588 nucleotides. RefSeq lists its product as uncharacterized. Gene Ontology annotation, cellular component: nucleus; proteasome core complex, beta-subunit complex; cytosol. The record is from RefSeq and is a predicted model, not a curated record. The transcript has 3 exons. Gene Ontology annotation, molecular function: peptidase activity. Bases 1 to 588 code for a protein of 195 amino acids. Gene Ontology annotation, biological process: proteasomal protein catabolic process. Lineage: Eukaryota; Fungi; Ascomycota; Pichiomycetes; Pichiales; Pichiaceae.
AUGGAUAUUGUGCUCGGAAUCCAGGUGGAAGACUCGGUCAUCAUUGCCACCUCCAAGGCGUUUACCCGUGGUAUCUCUGUGUUGAAGACCACGGACGACAAGACUAGAGUCUUGAAUGACCACAAUCUGAUGGCGUUCACUGGUGAAUCUGGUGAUACAGUCCAAUUUGCAGAGUUGAUGCAAGCAAAUAUACAGCUACAUGGAAUGAGAGAACAGGUGGAUCUCAGACCGAAAGCAAUUGCGAGUUUUGUAAGAGGUCAACUGGCCAAGUCGCUCAGAUCGAGGAAACCAUUCCAAGUCAACGUUUUGCUUGCCGGUUUUGACGAAACGACCAACCUACCAAAUUUGAGCAUGAUAGACUACCUGGGAACUAGAGUAGACUUGCCUUAUGCUGCCCACGGCUACGCCGCUUUCUACACGAUGUCGCUUCUGGAUCAUCAUUAUCGCUCAAACAUGAGUGUGGACGAUGGCCUCAGGAUUCUCAAAAUGUGCUCCAAAGAGCUUUCAACAAGAAUGCCAAUAGACUUCAAAGGAUUGUAUGUGAAGGUGGUUGAUGCCAAUGGGAUCAGAGAGGUUGAUUUUGAGUAA